AUGAAUCCGAAUGGCCAGCCGGGCCAGGCGGCCCAAGGAGGACCAGCCGGCAACACCAACCCCGGCUCUCAACCAAAUGCCGGCAUUCGAAUGUUCCGACCAGAGCAGAUGCGGAACAUACCCCAACUUAGUCCGGAAGAGAAGGUCAAAUACGAGAACGGUCUCCGACAGCUCUGGGGGGCACUACAGAAUGCUGCCCCUGGCUCGCCACAGCAGAGGGAGGCUCAGAAGAAGAUAGCAGACUUCAGUCACCAGCUCGUGAACAAGAUGAGACAGCGCAUGCCGGCGAACCAAGGACAGCAGGGCCAGAACUCGCAGGCCGGAAACAGUCAGAACCCAGGCGCUGCCGAUGGGUCGGCAUCUGGGGCAGCCGGUAGCCAACCUAGUCAGGCCACGGCGACAACUGGACCAACGAGCACGCCGGCGCAGCCCCAGGGUCAGGCUCCGCGCCCGGCAUCAUCGAUCCAGCAGCACCUGGAACAGAUGACAUGGAUUCCACCACAGGAGGUGGUCGAUCAAGGACCCGAGGCAGCUGCCAAGUGGUCAGCCUCUAAUAAAGAGAAGUAUCAGAGGGCGAUGUUGCAGAUGCAGUCGACUACCGAGAGGCUUAAGAACAACGAGAAUCUGGCCAAGACUCUGUCACAGAAGGGGGCAGCCAUGACACCGGAGGAACAAAAGAGCUUCCAGAGCAUUCAGGCGCAGAAGCCUCAGGUCAUCAAGGCAUACCAAGAUGCGAAGCGGUUUGUGGAAGAGUUCCGCAAAGCUCAGACAGAGCGCAAGGCGGGUGCUCAAACCGCGAAUGCGCAGGCGAGACCACAGUCAAAUGGGGGCGUAGUGAAUGCCAAUGCGAAUCCGCCACCACGGCCAGGGCCAUCCCCACAGCAGCCCGCGGUGCCAAACAGUGUCGAUGCGGCGAAGAAUCAGCAGGCCAAUGCUGCUGGUGGAGUGACAGGUGCGAACGGCCAGACUGGGCAGCAGCAACCUCAACCACCAACGCAGCCGCCCAAAGUCACUGCCUCUGCAGCUCCCCAGGCUUCACCUGUACCCACAACACAGCCUGCCCCAGGCCCAAGCUCACAACCCAUCAAAGUCGAGCCUGGAACUCAGCAACACCCACACCCACCACCAGUCAACACUGCCAUUGCAUCUGCAUCAGCAGCGGGUGUACAGACAGCUGGCACGCCAACUCAAGUCCGCACACCACAAACUGCGACUCCAGUCACUGGUGCACCGCGAUCGCUCUCGCAUCAAGCAGCCCUCAGCCUCGCAAACCAGCGCGGCUCGCAAGCAGGUUCUCUCCCAGGCCCAGCACCCCAGCAGACCACACCGCAAGGUCCUGGUGGCACCCCUCUGAGCGCGCCAGGUGUUAUGGGCACUGUGGUACCGCAACCGGGACACCCCCACGCGCACCCCCAGACACAACAACCGCAGCCUCUCACGCAAAACUCAAAACUCCCCAUUCCCAAACAACUGCCCGAGAAGGCAGCUGCGCCCCCUCAGCCCGUGUCGCUCAGCGCUGGUGGUGUCACUCCAGGUCGACCAACCUACACAGGUGGCGGCGGCAUAGCUGGCGGUGUUAUGGGCAACCCAGUCCUUCCCAAGUUGCCCGUGGUCCAGAUGGAGGGUGAAGGCGAGCGCGUCCUCAACCGCAAGAAGCUUGACGACCUCGUCCGUCAAGUCUGCGGUGGACAGGCCGAGGGUCAGGAGGGCAAUGUCCUGACGCCUGAUGUCGAGGAGUCCAUCCUCCACCUUGCGGACACCUUUGUGGACCGCCUUUUGCACUCGGCCUGCAACAAUGCCAAGCAGCGCGGCUCCAAGGUGCUCGAGAUCCGCGACAUUCAGCUUGUUCUUGAGCGGACCUACAACAUCCGCAUCCCUGGCUACUCUUCGGAUGAGCUUCGCACGGUCCGCAAGGUCCAGCCCGCUCAGGGUUGGAUCACGAAGAUGAGCGCCAUCCAGGCUGCGAAGGUCAUGCCUGGAAAGGGCGACCUCUAG
Messenger RNA from Diaporthe amygdali, 1995 nucleotides. Its product is annotated as transcription initiation factor TFIID subunit 12. The record is from RefSeq and is a predicted model, not a curated record. Lineage: Eukaryota; Fungi; Ascomycota; Sordariomycetes; Diaporthales; Diaporthaceae. Gene Ontology annotation, molecular function: TBP-class protein binding; DNA binding; protein heterodimerization activity. Gene Ontology annotation, cellular component: transcription factor TFIID complex; SLIK (SAGA-like) complex; SAGA complex. Gene Ontology annotation, biological process: DNA-templated transcription initiation; RNA polymerase II preinitiation complex assembly. The transcript is spliced from 2 exons. The coding region runs from base 1 to 1995 and encodes 664 amino acids.